This is a messenger RNA of Varanus komodoensis (Komodo dragon), 2618 nucleotides long. It is a transcript of the gene DLST, whose product is annotated as dihydrolipoamide S-succinyltransferase. The coding region runs from base 76 to 1449 and encodes 457 amino acids. The transcript has 15 exons. Gene Ontology annotation, cellular component: oxoglutarate dehydrogenase complex. NCBI's taxonomy places the organism in Eukaryota, Metazoa, Chordata, Lepidosauria, Squamata, Varanidae. The record is from RefSeq and is a predicted model, not a curated record. Gene Ontology annotation, biological process: tricarboxylic acid cycle. Gene Ontology annotation, molecular function: dihydrolipoyllysine-residue succinyltransferase activity.
GCUUCCAGGCCGUAUCCGGCCUCUGCCGGGCCUGGUUCCGGUGUGCGCCCUGGGGCUCAUCGUGCUGCUGCCGCGAUGCUGUUCCUCUCUCUGGCCCGGGCCCGUUGCCUCAACCGGGUGCUCGGCCGCUCGUUCUGCGCCGUCCGGCAGGGGAACUGUCCACAAGGGAAACAUUCGCUCCCUGGUGUGUCACGAUGCCAGGGACUGGCUUAUGCCAACAGCAGGAAGCAUUUAGUAAAUGGCUCCCGUGUUUUCACCGUCCGUUGUUUCAGAACCACUACGGUCCGCCGAGAGGAACUUGUUACAGUGAACACCCCAGCAUUUGCAGAAUCAGUCACAGAGGGAGAUGUCAGGUGGGAGAAAGCUGUGGGCGAUACAGUAGCAGAAGAUGAAGUCGUUUGUGAGAUUGAAACAGACAAGACAUCUGUGCAGGUUCCAGCUCCUGCAGCUGGAGUAAUUGAAGCACUUCUGGUCCCUGAUGGGGGAAAAGUGGAAGGAGGUACACCUUUGUUUAAACUCAGGAAAACUGAAGCUGCCCCUGCCAAGGCCAAACCAGCAGCAGCCCCCACUCCAGAACCUGCAGCUCCUGCAGCACCAAUUCCCACUGCGGCACCAAUUCCCACUGCAAUGCCUCCAGUGCCCCCUGUGUCAGGACUUCCUGUUGAUGCUAAACCAGUUUCUGCAGUAAAGCCAACAGUGGCUCCAGCUGCUCCUGCUGUUGAACCUGCAGCCAGCAAAGGUGCCAGAUUGGAAGAAAGGGUAAAAAUGAAUAGGAUGCGCCAACGAAUUGCUCAGCGCCUGAAAGAGGCUCAAAACACAUGUGCCAUGUUAACCACCUUCAACGAAAUUGAUAUGAGUAACAUCCAGGAAAUGAGAGCUCGGCACAGGGACAACUUCCUGAAGAAGCACAAUAUGAAACUUGGUUUUAUGUCUGCCUUUGUGAAAGCUGCAGCCUUUGCCCUGCAAGAACAGCCAGUUGUGAAUGCAGUGAUUGAUGAUACAACCAAAGAGAUAGUAUACAGGGAAUACGUGGAUAUCAGUGUUGCAGUAGCAACUCCUAGGGGUCUUGUGGUCCCUGUCAUCAGAAAUGUAGAAACAAUGAACUUUGCUGACAUUGAACGAGCGAUCAAUGAGCUGGGAGAAAAGGCCCGCAAGAAUGAACUGGCCAUUGAGGAUAUGGAUGGCGGUACAUUCACCAUCAGUAAUGGUGGUGUAUUUGGGUCCCUUUUUGGAACACCCAUCAUCAACCCCCCUCAGUCUGCUAUCUUGGGCAUGCAUGGCAUCUUUGAUAGGCCUGUUGCUGUUGGAGGCAAAGUUGAGGUGCGACCAAUGAUGUAUGUAGCCCUGACAUACGAUCACCGCUUGAUUGAUGGUAGAGAGGCAGUGACUUUCCUGCGUAAGAUCAAGGCUGUGGUGGAAGAUCCUCGUGUGCUGCUGCUUGACCUGUAAAGGGUAGCAGCACUUUCCCCUCCCCCCAUCCAGUAGAGCAAGGAUGCAGCACCAGCAGGCAGAAUAGAGGACAUUCAGAAAUCAGCAAGCCUUCGUUCCAGUCUUCUCCUUAGUGGCAGGAGGUGCUUUGAAAGGAACCCUGAGGGUAGUGUGCCACCCAUCUUUUCUGCCUUCAUCCAAAGAUGGUUGACUUUCUUUCUGGCACAGGCAAGCAAAUGUCAUGGCCUGUUGAGAUAUAGCCUACCAUUGCCCCGCCCCCUUUUUCACUCCAAAGAGAUCUCACCUUGCCUCUCUUCCCAGGAUUUCACGGGAACUGAAGCUAGCUGCUGCUUAGCUAGAGUUUCCUUCCCAAGCUGGUCUUGCACACAGUUUCAGCUUUAAAUCACCACCCAAGGAGGCUGCCAGACAAGGGAAAGGUCGCUGCUGGGUCUCUACUCGACAAGGGAAAGGUCUCUACUGCUCUAGCUGUCAUGCCCAGGGAAGCUAGCCAGGGUUCCUCCUAGGUGACUCUGUUGCAGUGCCUGAUCUACAUUCACCUCCGAUAAGGGAGAGCAAAUCUUUACUCUAGCCACCUCAUUUUUUUUUUUUAACUUAACAGAGGUGAGGCACUUCCAGGGGUUACUUUCUUCCCCAGCUGUUUUGUACACCCUGUAUCACUAGUGGAGAGGCAGUCUUACGGAUUGUUUUCAGGGAUCCUCCUAAAUCCUGACCCUUCAAGAGCAAGCAGGUUGUAGCAACUAAUCCAAGAGGGGAAAAGUCAGAGCUAGUUCUCCUGUUGUGAUCUUGGGUAUGGCUUGGUACCCCUUCCGACUAGCAAGACCAGCUCAAGCUGGGAGGCUGCAGGGGAGUGGAAGGAGGUAAUGGCCCUCUGCAGCUGUCCUGCAUACCAUCUGGUCCUUGGUGGGUGGUUUCAUCAACUUUUUGUCUGCAAUGGUCUAAUUGUGCAGUAAUGUGGGUUGGGACUAGAUUGUCAUGUGUGGCAUGUAUCCUAGCCCAAGACUGCUGGUUCAUGGGGACAUAUCCUUAGUACAAUAGUGUGCAUCUGUAUUGUUGAGUGAGGGGGUUGCUAGUGCCUGCAGGGUUUAUUACUCAUGUCUGCCGCACAAAACUUGUAAUUAAAGUAUUUAACGCAACAGAUUUUAAACAAAAUAAAACACGGAAACAACGUG